Messenger RNA from Populus trichocarpa (black cottonwood), 2980 nucleotides. Its product is annotated as putative disease resistance protein RGA3. Gene Ontology annotation, biological process: defense response to other organism. Gene Ontology annotation, molecular function: protein binding; ADP binding. The transcript has a single exon. Bases 119 to 2980 code for a protein of 953 amino acids. The record is from RefSeq and is a predicted model, not a curated record. NCBI's taxonomy places the organism in Eukaryota, Viridiplantae, Streptophyta, Magnoliopsida, Malpighiales, Salicaceae.
UUUUUAUUUCUCCUCAUUUCUCAACCAACCAAUUACUCCCUAUAUUGCACAUUCCCAAAUUUAUAAUCCUUUUAUUUCAAUUUUAUCCUCUCUCAACCAUUCCUUAGUUCUGAAUAAUAUGGCUGAUGCUCUUGUUUCCGUAGUCUUGGAGCGGCUGAGCUCGAUCGUUAGUGAGAAGGUGGGACAAAAAGUGAGGCUCUUUGUUGGUGUCAAGAACGAGGUUGAAAAGCUCACCAGCAGUUUCCGAGCCAUCCAAGCUGUGUUUGCCGAUGCAGAGGAAAGACAGUUGAAGGAUCAGUUCGUCAAGCAUUGGUUAGAUCAACUCAAAGACGUAUCUUACGACAUGGAUGACGUUUUGGAUGAGUGGGACACUGCAAUUGCAAAAUUGCAAAGCAAGAAUACAAGGAAGGUAUGCUCUUUCAUGAUCUUCUCUUGCUUUCAUUUUAGAGAAGUUGGUUUGCGUCAUCGUGUUGCUUAUAAGAUAAAAGAGCUGAAUGAAAGAAUAGAUGGCAUUGUGGUUGAGAAAAAUAGGUUCCACUUCAAAUUAUUGGAAGCGGGAAUUAAGCAGCUUGAACAUCAUGAAACCGCUUCUGUUAUAGAUGUAAAAGAGGUUAAAGGUAGAGAAAAGGAUAAAGUCAGGGUUAUAAAAACGUUGUUGAGUGAGAGUAGUCAAGGACCAGCCCUCCGUACAAUCUCUCUAGUAGGGAUGGGAGGGAUAGGAAAGACAACCCUUGCUAAGCUAGUUUUUAAUGAUCAUGUGGUGAAGACCCAUUUUAAUAGGAGAAUAUGGGUUUGUGUAUCAGAUCCCUUUGAUGAGACAAGGAUUGCCAAGGAAAUCCUUGAAGCUCAUAUGAGGUCCACCCAAAAUUUAAAAAAAUUAGAGACUUUGCUAGAAAAAAUACAACAAUCAUUUAGGGAAAAGAAAUUCUUGCUUGUCCUUGAUGAUGUGUGGAAUGAAGAUGCUACAAAGUGGGAGCAACUAAGAAACUCCCUCAAGUGUGGUUUGCCUGGAAGUAGGAUUCUGGUGACCACACGUAAUAGGAAUGUUGCGAAGUGCAUGGGCUCCUCACCCACUGACAUUUUAGAACUAGGACUUCUCCCUCCUGAGGAAUGCUGGUCAUUGUUCAGUGAAUUCUCAUAUUUUGAAAAGACCGAUAGAGAGUUUGAUAAUUUAGAAGAUAUUGGUAGACAAAUUGCAGUAAAGUGUGAAGGCCUGCCUCUUGCUGCAAAGACUUUAGGAAGUCUUUUGCGCUUCAAAAGAAGCAAAGCAGAGUGGGAAAGUGUCUUGCACAGCCAUGUCUGGGAGAUAAAAGAAGCUGAAAGCAAUCUUUUGGCUCCUUUAUGGUUGAGCUACCAUGACUUGCCCUCUGAAGUGAGACGGUGUUUCUCAUAUUGUGCAGUCUUUCCAAAAGACUUCACAUUUUACAGAGGUGAUUUGAUCAAACUGUGGAUGGCACAAGGUUUCCUUCGGGAAACACAGAAUAAAGAGAUGGAAGUAAUGGGUCGUGAGUGCUUCGAAGCUUUAGCGGCACGCUCUUUCUUUCAAGAUUUUAAGAAAGAAGAGGGUGAUGAUAGCAUUUAUGCAUGUAAGAUGCAUGACAUGGUGCAUGAUUUUGCACAAUUUUUGACAAAAAAUGAAAGUUUUAAUGUAGAGAUUGAUGGUGCGGCAGAGUCAAAGAUAGACUCUUUUUCUAGAGAUGCCCGACACUCCAUGGUAGUGUUAAGAAAAUAUAAAACCUACUCAUUUCCUGAAACCAUCCAUAGUUUGAAAAAGCUUCGCAGCCUGAUUGUUGAUGGUUAUCCUUCAUCGAUGAAUGCAACCUUACCUAACUUAAUCGCUAAUUUGAGUUGUCUGAGAACAUUGAGAUUGUCAAGAUGUGGAAUAGAAGAAGUCCCAUCCAACAUAGGAAAGUUGAUACACCUGAGGCAUGUUGACUUGUCUGGUAAUCUAAUUCGGGAGUUACCUGAAGAGAUGUGUGAAUUGUAUAAUAUGCUAACUUUAGAUGUCUCGGAUUGUGAGAAACUUGAAAGAUUGCCUGAUAACAUGGAAAAACUAGUCAAAUUAAGACAUCUCAGUGUUGGUAGAUUGUUUGUAAAGAUGAGAGGAGUUGAGGGGUUAAGUUCUCUUCGGGAAUUAGAUGAGUUCCAUGUGAGUGGUAGUGGUGAAGUGUCUAAUUUUGGAGAUUUGAGAAACUUGAACCACCUUCAAGGAUCUCUGAAGAUAAGAUGGUUGGGAGAUGUGAAAGAUCCAGAUGAGGUUAAGAAAGCAUUACUUAAGAGUAAGGAACACCUCACUUGUUUACGUUUAUGGUUUGAAUCGAGGAUAGACAAGGGGACAAUUCACGACGAUGAAGUCCUUGAAGCCUUAGAACCACCUCCAAACUUAGAAUUUUUGGAAAUACGUUAUUACCGAGGAAUCGACCCAGUGUUUUCUAGUUGUAUUAAUAAACUAAGGGUUGUUGAACUCUCUGAGUGGGGGAAGAUUGAGAAUCUGCCUCCUUUGGGGAAGUUGCCAUCUCUUGAAGAAUUAACUAUAAGUUGGAUGGAAUGCGUGAAAAAGAUGGGUGAUGAAUUUUUGGGAUUAGAAGUUGAUCGUGAGGAUGAUGAGGAUAGUGAGAUUAGUAUUGGAGAAAUGACAUCACCAUCACCGUCAAAUAUUAUUACUGCAUUCCCCAAGUUGAAAGGUCUUACCAUUUCGGAUAUGAGAAAGUGGGAAGAGUGGGAAGGAGGAGAAGGAGGGAGGUGGAGAAGAGGAAAUGAAGAUAAAACAAACAUCUCCAUUUCAAUCAUAAUGCCAUCUCUUCGUUCCUUGCUAAUUUUGAAGUGCCCAAAAUUGAAAGCACUUCCGGAUUACGUGCUCCAGUCAACAACUAUAGAGAAACUGCUAAUAAAAUCUAGCUCAAUUCUAGAAGAACAAUUCAAAGCAGGAGGAGAGGGCUGGCCCAACGACUCUCAUAUCCCAAGCAUCACAAUUAUUUAA